Molecule: messenger RNA, 1395 nt
Organism: Bipolaris zeicola 26-R-13
Lineage: Eukaryota; Fungi; Ascomycota; Dothideomycetes; Pleosporales; Pleosporaceae
Exons: 6
Coding region: 1-1395 (464 amino acids)
Biological process (GO): carotene catabolic process
Molecular function (GO): carotenoid dioxygenase activity
Source: RefSeq, a predicted model, not a curated record
AUGGCCCACAUUUUUGAACUUUCUGCUGUCCUUGAUACCGGUUAUGUAGAUAGAAAGAAGGUUGACGACCGAUUUAAAUUUCCCAAUACUGGUAUCUUUAGUGGGAUUAACAAACCAUUCCGGUUAGAAGGAGACAUCUUUGACCUUGAGGUGGAGGGGAAAAUCCCCCUAGAGAUCAAUGUCCUUGAAGACGAUAUUCAUUUCAACGGUGACGGUAAUAUUACAGCUAUCCCUAUUGGAAACGGCCACGCAGACUACAAGCAACGUUAUGUUAGAACAUAUAGGUUUCUAGCAGAGACUUCAGCUGGAAGAAGUCUGUUUGGAAGAUAUCGUAAUCCCUAUACAGAUUCUGAACUAGUAAAAUCUGUAAUCCGAACCGCUGCAAACACCAACAUCACGUUUUGGAGAGGAAUGCUUCUUGCCUCCAAGGAAGACGGUCCGCCGUACGCCAUGGAUCCCGUGUCUCUGGAAACAAUUGGGUGGUACGACUUCGAGGGCCAGAUUACGGCGCCGACAAUGGCUGCGCACCCUAAAUUCGACCCUGAUACAGGAGAAAUGAUAUGCUUUGCAUACGAGGCUGGUGGGGAUAAAAAUGAUGGUUUGCGCCGCAUCGCAGUGUGGACUAUCGAUGCAGAUGGCGGAGGCAAUCAUUGGGUAUGGGACCCUAAGGAACAUCAGUGGUACAGUAUUGUUCCACGGAGGAUGGGAAAGCCCGAGGACAUCGUGUGGUUACGUUCUGGAAAUGCAUUUCAUGGCCAUGUUGCCGGUUGCUAUGAAAAUGAUCAGGGGAAUAUCGUGUUCGACCUUACGGUCGCGGACGGUAACGUAUUCUUCUUCUCCACGCCCGACGAUGAGCCAACCGGAAGCAUAUUCAAUCCAAAGAGUCCUUCAGAGUCAUGGGUAGAGCCAAGCGAGGUAUGGAAUACCAGCGGCAGAUUAUCCCAUAUAGAUGACCGUUAUGUCACGAAGAAGUACAAUCAUUUCUGGCAAGCAAAGAUCGGUGGCGCAAGGGAGUAUGAUGUUGCCAAAUAUAGUUCGCCCGCAGGGGGACUAUUCAACUGUCUGGCUCACUACACAUGGGAUGAGAGAAAAGAGGAUCCAUCAUUUAUACCAAAGAGCGACGGUGCAGAAGGAGAGGGCUGGCUAAUUGCUUUGUUGAAUCAUCUGGAUGUCCUGCACAACGACGUCGUCAUCUUUGAUGCCCUUAACCUCGCAAAAGGCCCCGUAGCCACCAUUCGUCUUCCAACGAAACUUCGUCUUGGCCUUCAUGGAAACUUUGUGGAUCAACGAGAUAUUGAGGAAUGGCAAGCAAGAAGGCAACCCAGCGGGGAUGUCGGUUUUGUGAAACCUGCGACAAAGCCGCUACCCUGGCAACUGGAGGCUGAAAACCCCUGA